This is a messenger RNA of Nicrophorus vespilloides, 585 nucleotides long. It is a transcript of the gene RpS18, whose product is annotated as 40S ribosomal protein S18. Gene Ontology annotation, cellular component: ribosome; cytosol; small ribosomal subunit. Lineage: Eukaryota; Metazoa; Arthropoda; Insecta; Coleoptera; Silphidae. The coding region runs from base 69 to 527 and encodes 152 amino acids. The record is from RefSeq and is a predicted model, not a curated record. The transcript has 3 exons. Gene Ontology annotation, molecular function: structural constituent of ribosome; RNA binding. Gene Ontology annotation, biological process: translation.
AUGAUAUUACGGCUCCUUGCUGGUCGAUAAAACAGUUUCUUUCCUUUUCGUGCAACAACGUUGUCAAAAUGUCUCUCGUAAUUCCAGAGAAGUUCCAACACAUCCUUCGUAUCAUGAGUACGAAUAUCGAUGGUAAACGUAAAGUUAUGUUUGCCAUGACUGCCAUCAAGGGUGUUGGUAGGCGUUAUGCUAACAUCGUCUUGAAGAAGGCCGAUGUUGAUUUAAACAAGAGGGCUGGUGAAUGCUCCGAAGAGGAAGUUGAAAAGAUUGUCACUAUUAUGACUAACCCACGUCAAUACAAAAUCCCAGACUGGUUCCUUAACAGGCAAAAGGACAUCAUUGACGGAAAAUAUAGUCAAUUGACCUCCUCUAACUUGGACAGCAAGUUGCGUGAAGAUCUUGAGCGUAUGAAGAAGAUUCGCGCUCACAGGGGAAUGAGGCACUUCUGGGGCCUCCGUGUCCGUGGUCAACACACCAAGACUACCGGCCGUCGUGGACGCACUGUCGGUGUAUCCAAGAAGAAGUAAACUUGAUUAUGUAUGAUUUACAUUAUUUAAUAAAAAAUGAAAAGAAAAAAACAUAAAA